Molecule: messenger RNA, 1516 nt
Organism: Gopherus evgoodei (Goodes thornscrub tortoise)
Lineage: Eukaryota; Metazoa; Chordata; Testudines; Testudinidae
Gene: UBE2E3
Product: ubiquitin conjugating enzyme E2 E3
Biological process (GO): protein polyubiquitination
Cellular component (GO): nucleus
Molecular function (GO): ubiquitin conjugating enzyme activity
Source: RefSeq, a predicted model, not a curated record
GGCCGGGAGAGAGAGGAGCCGGGACUGAGUUCACGCCUCACUUGGUGCACACACACCAUGCUGAUCCUGGAGAGCCUCCUACCAUAACAACCCCUCUGUACCCACCUCGCUGGGAGCUCGAUCUCUCCCCACAAAGCCGGGGGGGGGGAGGGAAGAAGAGGGCGAGUGUGUGUGCAAAGCUGCAUUUCAACCCUACUGCAAUUUCCUACUAGGAGCUUCAUUUUCUUUUUCCUUCCCCCAAUUUGGGUGCCUCCCGCGUGUAUCUAUAUAAUUUUUUCCCCUAAAAAUGUCGGUCUGUUUUGUAGAAACUGGUCAAGGAUCGGUGGCGCUGAAAGCUUUGCAGAAGUUCACCACAAUGUCCAGUGACAGGCAAAGGUCAGAUGAUGAAAGUCCAAGUACCAGCAGUGGUAGUUCAGAUGCAGAUCAGAGGGACCCGCCAGCACCAGAACCUGAAGAGCAAGAAGAAAGAAAACCUUCUGCAACCCAACAGAAGAAAAAUACCAAACUAUCCAGCAAAACUACUGCUAAGCUAUCCACUAGUGCUAAAAGAAUUCAGAAGGAGCUAGCUGAAAUAACCCUUGAUCCUCCUCCUAACUGCAGUGCUGGCCCUAAAGGAGAUAACAUUUAUGAAUGGAGAUCAACUAUACUUGGACCUCCAGGUUCUGUAUAUGAAGGAGGUGUUUUUUUCCUGGAUAUCACAUUUCCUCUGAUUAUCCAAUUCAAGCCACCAAAGGUUACUUUCCGUACCAGAAUCUAUCACUGCAACAUUCAACAGUCAGGGAGUCAUCUGUCUGGAUAUCUGAAAGACAACUGGAGCCCUGCUUUGACUAUCAAGGUUUUGCUGUCUAUUUGUUCUCUCUUGACAGACUGCAAUCCUGCUGAUCCUCUGGUUGGAAGCAUAGCCACUCAGUACCUGACCAACAGAGCAGAACAUGACAGGAUAGCCAGACAGUGGACCAAGAGAUAUGCAACAUAAAUGACAAACUACUUGUGCUCUGUGAGGGUGCAGAAGGCAACUUUACAGUGUGCAACAAAUCUUUAUAGCCUUUACAAUACGGACUUCUGUGUAUAUGUUAUACUGAUUCUACUCUCUGCUUUUAUCCUUUGAAGACUGGGAUUCUGCCCCCUAAAAAAGGUAAAUGCUAUCAGGAGUAGAACUUUGUAGCUGUAGAUUAGUUAUGUUUAAAAAGCCUACUUGCAAGUCUUGCUUCUUUGGGAUAUCAAAAUGUAUUUUGUGAUGUACUAAGGAUACUGUUCCUGAAGUCAACCAAAUAUUAUAGUGCAUUUUAGCCUAAUUCAUUAUCUGUAUGAAGUUAUUAAAGGUAGCUGUAGAUUACUAGGAAUUAUGUCAUUUGUAUUAAACCCAGAUCUAUUUCCAAUAUGUGGUACAUGCUGUUGUGAAAACUGUUUUAACUUUUACCUUUGUCAGUUUGUAAUGAAAGGAUUUCCUUUUCCCCUUUGUAGCUCAGAGAGCACCCAGUGUAUCAUCUCAAAUACAAUAAACAUGUUCCCCAAG